AUGCUCGAGCAUCGUUACUACGGAGAAAGUUGGCCAACUCCAGAUCAAUCGACCGAAAAUCUCAAAUGGCUCACAUCGCAACAAGCACUCGCGGAUUUAGCUCAGUUCAUUAUGACCAUGAAUAAGGAACGGAAUCUGGUCAACCCUCAGUGGAUUACAUUUGGUGGCUCUUAUCCUGGAAUGCUCUCCGCCUGGUUCCGACAAUUUUAUCCUGAACUAUCGGUGGGUGCAUUAGCAAGCUCGGCACCGAUAGGAGCGAAAGUCGACUUUUACGAAUACUUAAUCGUUGUUGCAAAUUCGUUACGAUUCUUCAACCCGAAAUGCGCCGACAACGUUGGAAAAGCGUUCGAUGAAAUGCAUAAACUUUCUUUAACACAAGAGGGACGUCAAAAUUUGACGAAGAUAUUCACACUGAAACCAGAAUGGACCGCACGAUCAACGAUUACUGACAUCGACAUGCAGAAUUUCUUCAGCAAUAUCUACGGUAACUUCCAGGGUGCAGUGCAGUACAAUAACGAUAACAGUGGAAAGCAUGCGAUUGGUGGAGGAAUAAAUGACGUUUGUAAGUAUAUGGUGAACAAUGCGAAAACUCCAAUUGAAAAUGUGGCUGAUGUUAAUGCGUAUAUAGCGACGUUUUGGGAUGGUUACUUCAACUACACUGAUAAUCGCUAUCAAAAUUAUGUUGAUUACUUGAAGGAUAUCACGGCAAUGUCCGCAAGUCGCAGUUGGACAUAUCAAACAUGCAAUGAGUUUGGAUUUUUCCAGUCAACUGAUAUCGGCAAAAACAUGUUCGGUGCUCCGACGCCUGUGAAUUUCUUCAUUGACACAUGCCGGGAUGCUUUUGGACCAACGUUUACACCAAAAUUCGUUUACGAAGCCAACGAAAAAUCACACAACUAUUAUGGUGGUGUUGAAUAUUAUCAU
Anisakis simplex (herring worm) is the source of this 924-nucleotide messenger RNA. Lineage: Eukaryota; Metazoa; Nematoda; Chromadorea; Rhabditida; Anisakidae. The record is from the annotation of a GenBank genome assembly.